AUGGAAAUUCUUGCUAGGAUUUUGGCUGAGAAAUCUAGGAGCCCUUUGUUCAAAUUCCACUGGAGGUGUGAGAAAACUAAAAUUGUCAACCUUUGUUUUGCUGAUGAUUUGAUGAUCUUCAGCAAAGGGGAUCCUGGUGCUGUUACUCUUAUCAUGCAGGGAUUUGAGGAGUUUAGGGAUCUAUCGGGCCUUACCCCUAAUCCUAGUAAGAGUAAUAUUUUUUUCUCGGGGUGUAGUAGUGCGCUUAAAGAGGAUAUUCUUCAGAUUGCCAAUUUUACUGAGGGCUCCCUCCCGGUGAAAUACCUUGGUGUGCCUCUUAUCACUACCAAGCUUAAAGCAUCUGAUUGUCAUACUCUGGUUGAGAGAAUUACUAUGAGGAUUAAAAGUUGGACCAAUAAACUGCUUUCUUAUGCUGGUAGAGCUCAACUCAUCCAGUCUAUCCUGUUUUCAAUGCUAGUGUAUUGGUCCUCUCUUUUUAUCCUCCCUAAGAAAAUCAUUGGUGACAUUGAGAGUAUCCUUAGAUCUUUUCUUUGGUUUGGGGUUGAGUUGAAAAAACAUAGUGCUAAGAUUGCUUGGAAAUAUAUUUGCAGACAUAAAAAUGAGGGUGGCCUUGGCUUUAAGGACUUGGCAAUCUGGAACAAGGCUGCUACAGCCAAACAUGUUUGGUCCUUGUUUUCUGGUGGGGAUUGUUCUAUGUGCUGCCAAUGGAUUAAGUCUUACUUGCUCAAAGGUUGGAGCUUUGGUCCGUUAAGAUUCCUAGUGAUCCCUCAUGGGUUUGCGCCUAGAAUUUUAUAUGAUACUAAUCUUCCUGAUAGCACCAAGGUUAGCUCUAUAGUCUCUAAUAGUUCUUGGAAGUGGCCUGUUUCUAACUCUUGGGAGAUAAAGGAGUGGAUCUCUUCCACCCCUUUAUCUCUUCUACCUUCCCCUGGCUCUUCUGAUACUCCAGUGUGGAGUUUGACUACUGAUGGUAACUUUUCUAUCCAGUCGGCCUGGGAUUGUUGGAGGGAUAAGGGCCCUCAAGUCUCUUGGUCCAAACUUAUCUGGGGUCCCCCUUCAAUCCCUAGGGUUAGCUUUAUUGCUUGGUUGGCCACAAAUGAGAGACUUAAUACUGGUGAUAGACUUCAAGCAUUUGGUCUUGUUCCUACUCCUUGCUGUCCUUUCUGUCAAGAUCCUGAGGAGAAUCAUACCCAUCUUUUUUUUAGCUGUAUUUUUUCUUCUAGGAUUUGGGGUGGUAUUCUUGCCAAGUGCAAUUCUAAUUGGCCUACUUUGCCUUGGUUGGAAACUGUUGAUUUUGCUGUUAGAUCCACCAGUGGUACUUCCUUGAAAGUGGUGAUUCUGAAAUUGUCAUUUCUUUGCACUGUCUACCACAUUUGGAUGGAGAGGAAUAGUAGAAUCUUCAGUAAGGCCCUUAAGCCUGAAGAGGUUGUUACUAACUCUAUUAUCCAAAUGGUUAGGGGUAGGCUUCUUUCAAUGGAAAAUGUUAAAAUUUCUGCAGGUGAUAAUUGGCUUUUGAAGGAAUGGAAUCUACCUUACAAAAUCAUGCAGCAGCACCAUGCUAUUGCAGAUGGCAGGAGAAUGAGUGGUGUUAUGAUGAAUCCUAAAUCAUCUCCCAAAUUGAAGUGGUCGAAUGGAGGGUUGAGUGUUGUUUUUGGAGCUUUCAAGUAUACUGUCUUUCUGGUUCUUUUGAGGAAUCAUUUACAGGAGGCUGCUACCAGUGUAUUUGUUUUAUGGUGUGGAGGGGUGAUUGCUGCUUGCUGCACAGGUUCAGGAGGCAGUUGGUAG
Camellia sinensis is the source of this 1782-nucleotide messenger RNA. Lineage: Eukaryota; Viridiplantae; Streptophyta; Magnoliopsida; Ericales; Theaceae. The record is from RefSeq and is a predicted model, not a curated record.